CCUCUCUCUUCCCUCAUGGUGCACUGUAAUAAACAAAGCUCUGGGGCAUGAGGGUUUUAUGCUGAUUGUUAAAAGUUCAGUCAGUCCUAUCAAAGUUUCAUGUUAAAGUUUCUUGCUUUUUGAUCCAUACAUGCCUUCAUCUACCAUCUUAAUCCACAUCAAGGGAGGUCAGAUGGACACUAAGUCUGUACGAUGUCUUAUUAACAGCAUUUCUCGGUUCAUCCAUCUGGUUUCAUGCCAGACACCGAAACCUAUGCCCAUUCAAAAGGAUUGCAGAAAUAUGGUCAGCUUAUUGAAGCUUUUGAAACCGGUGCUUGAUGAUGUUGUUAAUUGCAAAAUACCAUCAGAUGAAAUUCUAUUUAAAGAAUGCGAAGAGUUGGAUAUGGCUGUUAAUGAGGCUAGGGAGUUUGUGGAGAAUUGGUGCCCAAAGAUGAGCAAGAUUUUCAGUGUUCUACAGAGUGAGCAAUUGGUGAUGAAAAUCCAGAGCUCUUCCCUGGAGAUUUGUUUUAUAUUGUGUAGAUUGUUACAUUCGUCUCCAUCUGUGUCAAAUUUAACCAGCAUUCAGCACUGUAUGCAGAAACUUCAACAUUUAGAGCAGAAAAGAAUAUCAGAAUACAUAGAACAGGCUCUGAGAAGUCAAAGAGAUGAGAUGAUUCCUCAUACUCAACAGCUAGCUAAAAUUAUUGAGUCCCUUAGUUUGACAUCAAAGCAGGAAUUGCUGAAAGAGAGUGUGGCUGUGGAAAGGGAGAGAAUGAAUGCCCAAGUCAAUAAAACAGCAUAUGAAUUAGACCGAAUCAAUCAAAUUGUGGAACUCGUCUCCCAUAUUCGUGAUUGCAUGGUUAGACUUGGGGGAUUUGAAGUUAUAAAUGGUGUCCGAAUACCUUCAUAUUUCUGCUGCCCAUUGUCUUUGGAACUCAUGAUGGAUCCUGUGAUUGUGGCAUCUGGUCAGACCUAUGAGAGGUCUUCCAUCCAAAAAUGGCUCGAUCAAGGGUUGAUGAUUUGCCCAAAAACCCGUCAAACUCUUGCACAUGCAAAUCUCAUCCCCAAUUACACUGUGAAAGCUUUGAUAGAGAAUUGGUGUGAGGAAAACAAUAUAACACUUUCUGGGACUUCCGAGCAUACUAAUAUAACCCCAGUUCCAUCCCCAUUGGAUCAUGUAUCUGCUCAAGAUGUCAUUGGAAUGGAUAGUUUCCGUUGUUCCAUACACAGUAGCAAUUGUACAUCAAGAUCCUCUUUGGAAGUUGGAAAUGGAAUUGAGAAAUUAAAGGUUGAUGUCUCCACCAGAUUUGGUGGGGAAGAAUCCAAUGUAUGCAAGAGUAGGGAACCUGAAAAGUUGGAGCGCCAAUCCCCUGAACAGUCAUAUAUUCACAGCAGGACUGAAUCAACCUCAAGUGCUGUUUCCAGUAUUGAUUCCUUACCUACCGCGUCAACUGAAUUGUCAAGGAUAUCCAAUAAACAAGAAAAUGGGAUCGGGCUGUCUGGAGAAAUCACAUCUGAGUGUCACGCUUCUCCUUCAAAUAGAGAUUUGGAAUUCUCUCCAUGGUUUUCUGGAAAACAAUUUCAUAGUUCCAAAACAAAAGUGGAAAUGGUCAGCAAUGGAAAACGUGGCUCCCCGAGAAUUCUAUCCCUUCCAUUUUCCGACCCAAAAUUUGAUGAUUUGAUCACGUCUUCCCAUGUUGAGAAACUGGUUGAAGAUCUAAAGAGUCAAUCAAAUGAAUUGCAAACUGUAGCUGCAUCGGAAUUGAGGCUUCUGGCAAAGCACAACAUGGAGAACCGCAUUAUUAUAGGGCGUUGUGGGGCUAUUGCACCAUUAGUUUUACUUCUAUACUCAGAAGUGAAGCAAACCCAAGAGAAUGCCGUCACAGCUCUCUUGAAUCUAUCCAUUAAUGAUGCAAAUAAGGUCAUUAUUGCAGAAGCUGGAGCUAUAGAAUCUCUUAUCCAUGUUCUGAUAUCAGGAAAUGCUGGAGCCAAAGAAAACUCUGCAGCAACUCUGUUUAGCCUGUCUGUUUUAGAAGAAUACAAAGCUAAGAUUGGAUGUUCUGGUGCAGUUAAAGCCUUGGUGGAUCUUCUGGGCUCAGGGACUCUCAGAGGGAAGAAAGAUGCUGCUACUGCAUUGUUUAACCUAUCAAUAUGCCAUGAAAAUAAGCCUCGUAUAAUUCAAGCAGGAGCUGUGAAGUAUCUUGUUCAAUUGAUGGAACCUGCUACAGGAAUGGUUGACAAGGCUGUUGCUCUUCUUGCAAACCUGUCAAUAAUUUCAGAGGGAUGCUUUGCAAUUGUACGGGAAGGGGGCAUUCCCUUGUUGGUUGAGCUUGUCGAAACAGGAUCAGUGCGAGGAAAGGAAAAUGCUGCCUCCAUACUAUUGCAACUAUGCAUUAACAGUCCCAAAUUUUGUACCCUGGUUCUGCAAGAAGGAGCCAUCCCACCCCUUGUUGCCUUAUCUCAGUCUGGCACACCAAGAGCCAAGGAGAAGGCACAGCAGCUUCUCAGUCACUUCAGGAACCAGCGAGAAGGGGCUGCAGCGAAGGGAAAAUCAUGAAAAAGAAUAUUUUUGUUGGUUUGCUUCUGCUUUUUUGAUAUUAUACUCCCAUGUAAGUUGUUAUCGCUCCAUAUAUAUACUCUACCACCUCCUCUUCAAAUAUUCUUUAUUUUUCAGUUAUAUCCAUUUGCAAAUGUAAUCUCACACUUGUAUCUAGCGCAAAUGGAACGGGACUGUAUACUUAGGCUAUUUCCCAACCCCUUAGUUGUACCAGGAACAUAACUCAGCCUGAUCGGUAACUGAAAUCACCACGGUUUUGAUGCUCUGAAUUGGUUUGGUCAUGUUGUCUGGUAUUGGGGAUAUGUUGUAUAUAUAAUGCUCUUAGACACUUGUAAUCUGCUAGAAAAUUUCUGUGUUUUUGUGAUUGGGAAGCACAAUAGUUUCA
Molecule: messenger RNA, 2921 nt
Organism: Vitis riparia (riverbank grape)
Lineage: Eukaryota; Viridiplantae; Streptophyta; Magnoliopsida; Vitales; Vitaceae
Product: U-box domain-containing protein 3
Exons: 5
Coding region: 131-2536 (801 amino acids)
Biological process (GO): protein ubiquitination
Cellular component (GO): nucleus; cytoplasm
Molecular function (GO): ubiquitin-protein transferase activity; protein binding
Source: RefSeq, a predicted model, not a curated record